Molecule: messenger RNA, 1065 nt
Organism: Candidozyma duobushaemuli
Lineage: Eukaryota; Fungi; Ascomycota; Pichiomycetes; Serinales; Metschnikowiaceae
Exons: 1
Coding region: 1-1065 (354 amino acids)
Source: RefSeq, a predicted model, not a curated record
AUGGUCCAAGAAGCCGACUUGAAACAGCAGGCUGAACAGCUUGGUCUGAGUGUGGACUCCAUUGACGAACUUCUCAGAUUAGGUGGCGAUUUAUGCAAAGGUGACGUGGACUCCGACAAGAUCAAGGCGGCACAGAGACAAGCUCUUCUAGACUCAUUGAAAGUGAAGAGGUUCCACAAGCUGUACAAACAAUGGGAGAAUCAGCGUCGAGAUGAUUUCAUUGAAAAAGAAGUUAGAGCAUACAACAAAAAAUACGCUCAGGUGACUCGGUUACACACCGAAUUGGCCGAAUUGGACGAGAAGUAUCGGGACAUGAAGAAAAGCGUUCUGCUACCAGCAUUCAAUUUCCUGAAACAGACACUCAAGGAGUUCGAAGAGGGACGUUUGCUAGAGGGCUUUGAAGACAAAUCGCUGAUUUCUCUAGACAGCCUCUACAGUCUCGAUCCAUCUACACAGACACCGCCAGACUACCAGACAUUCAAUAAGCUCAUGAACCUAGAAUUUCGUCUCCGAACGAUAUCGCAAAUCAAAUACGAGGUGUUGCUUCGUGUGAGAACGCACUUGACGUCUAAGAAUUCUCAGUGGGCCAAAAGAGAUGCCCUGCUUAACGAAUUCUUGCGUUCUGUCAGAGAAAAGAUUGACGAGGUCAAGAAGAUCCGUACUGCGGAGUCUCAGGACUUGAGAGAUGUCGACGCCGAGUUGGAUAUUGAUUUCAGCGACGACGAGGAUCAUGAGAAGGAGGAUGACGACAAGGAAGAUGAGGAGAAGGAUGGAGAUGAACAAGACAAGGAGAACGACGCUGAAGAUAAUGACAAUGAAGCGGACGGAAAAGAAGGCGAAGACGGCUCAGGUAAUGUUGACAGCCAUAUGGAGACGGAUAACGAGUUUGCAGAGGAGAAUGAUAGGAACGAUAGUGAGGAAGAUGAAGAGCACCAAGAGAAUGCUGACGAGCCAGACGGGGAAGAUGCGCAACAAGAGGAAUCAAAAGUUGAUGAAGAGAACAUUGACGACAGAGAGGAAACUCCGGCACUUGACGCCGAGCCUACAGAUAUGCUUAUCGACUAG